Messenger RNA from Cooperia oncophora, 411 nucleotides. Lineage: Eukaryota; Metazoa; Nematoda; Chromadorea; Rhabditida; Trichostrongylidae. The record is from the annotation of a GenBank genome assembly.
CACAGUCUCCUAUAUGGUCAGCGUGAAAUAAGCCUUCAGUCUGAAAACGAUAUUUUAGUGCGUAACAUUGAGCGAGAAGUCCGGCGAGAGAGACGAGCGCUGGUCGGGCCAGUUGAUGGAGAAAUCACUUUGGAUAUAAUCCAGAAGAAAUACCUCUCAUUCGAUGAUCAAAUGGCGUUCCUUUUUCAAAUAUCUCAGCGAUUUCCACAAAUAAGCUAUGUCUGGCACGUGGCGACAUCUAGUGAACACAGGAAUAUCUACGCGAUCAAGAUUGGUUAUCCUUCAAACGUGAAAAAACCGAUCCUUUGGAUCGAUGCAGGAAUCCAUGCACGAGAAUGGGUCACACAUUCCGCAGCUCUCUACUUAAUCUGGCAGGUACUGUGCUUUCUUCUAUCCGGAUUCCUGGAUUUA